Molecule: messenger RNA, 7563 nt
Organism: Cinara cedri
Lineage: Eukaryota; Metazoa; Arthropoda; Insecta; Hemiptera; Aphididae
Source: the annotation of a GenBank genome assembly
AUGGCAAAAAAGUUGAUGGAAGAAGAUAAAAUGGGUAAGAAUCAUGGUAAAUACGAUAUGGAUCGUGUAGGAUUGUUUGCAGAAAUGCCAUACAUGAUUAAUGAGAAGUAUAAACCAAUCGAUAUUAGUAAGUGAUAACUUUGAUAUUUUCAUUUAGAUUUCAAAAUCAAUGUAAAUAUUAUUUGUAUAUUACUCAUAGCCAAAGGUACAAGAGAUUUAAAAAAUUCACAAAUGUACCCAAGUAUCCUAAAAACUAAAACGGGCCUACAAGACGCUUAUUUUGAUCCGAAGUAUAAAAGAUUGUUUGAAAAUGAAAAGUCGAAGAAAUCGUGAGUACAAUAAUUUUAUUUUAUAAUAUUGAUUUAGGUGUGUUACUGUAUUUUUUUGUUAUUAUAUUAAUAAUAAAACCCAAGUCCGUUAUCGAGGAGUAAUUUUUUCUAAAAACCGUUUUUUAAUAAACGAAAUAAACUUCUUAUACUUACAGUAAAUCCAUGAAAGUACUCGAUAUUAUAAAAAGGACUUGUCCUGAUUUCAAAGACCCAAAUAUUCUCUUGUCACACUUUAUAGUUCAUUAGUGAAAUCGGUUCUAGAAUUUAGGUCUUUGGUGUGGAACCCUUCUCAGUACGGUCAAGUUGAAAAACUUCAUUGAUGAUUUAUUCGCAUGUAAGGGUACCCCAAAUGGAGUUUAUAAAUACAUCAACCUCUGAUAUUACUAAACAUAUUAGCUCGGUCACUUAAGCUAAAUGACGUAAUAGUUUUUGUAUAAUAUCAAUUAUUAAUUGGCAACAUAAAUUAUUAUGAAUGUUUAUCUUUAAUUGGGUUUUAUGGUCCUGUAUUUAACUCUUUAAAUACCUAUUAUAAAUACAUAAUUAUAAUUUGAAUGUAUAAUAUAUUACAAUAAAUAUGUUUUUAUGCCGGUUCAACUUCUAAAAAUUAUGUUCACAAAAGCCCAAUAUGUCGUUUGUCUAGUCUUGUAAGAUUUAUUUCAUUGUUUAUUUUAUUUCAUGAUUGUUUCUAUUUAUAUUUAUUUUAAUCUAUCAAUGGCUAUUGAAAAACCUGUAAAACUAAAAAAGUUUGAAUUGAAAUAUCUUAAGAAUAUUAUGGAAUGAAAAAUUAAAAUUCAUAUUAAUUCUAUGGCUACGUGUCUUACUCUGUCUGGUUUUUUAAUAACUAAUAUCCAGUGCCGGCCCUAGGGGUGGGGGGGGCGGUGCUACCACACCUGGCACGGCAAAUUAUGUAUUCCAAAUUUCCGAAUAACACUAUCUAUAAACAGUCAUAAAAAUGUUGCCCCCAAUAAUAAGCAAAUUGCGACCCGUAUUUUAUCGACGAAAAUCAAGAUGGUACAAAGAUUAUAUACAUAGUUAAACACAUUGUUAUUAACUUGAAAACUCUCAAACAUAUUUUAUCAUUAUCAAUAUCCAACAUACUAUUGCCGAUUCUGUAUGAUACAAUGAUACAGUUGACUUGUUUGUAUCAAAAAAAGCACGAAAACAAAUAUAUGCUUAAGUAAUAUUAUAUAUUAUCAAUUGUAUUACAAUAAUCUAUGUUUAUUUUUUAAGUAAAAUGUACUUAUUAUGUCAAAUUUAUGUCAUCGUGUUCAAUAAAAUAAAAAUAUGAAUUAAUAAAAUAUUGUUUUUAUCUAAGUAAGUACCUACUUAUUUUGUGGUCUAAUAUAAAAAGACAAAUUUUAUUUUAUUAGUUUAUAUAUAAGUACAAAUUGAGAUUUCUAACAAGACUUAAAGUUUAUAUAAUUGGUUGAAAAAAGGACGGAUAUACUUCGCACAUUGGUGCAGCUACUGUUGUAGAUGGGAAGUUGGGAAGGUAGGGCUAAGGGUUCAGUCGGGAAUUUAAUGUAUAUCAGCUGUAAGGAACGAUAAACCAUUGCUAAUGAAUAAACGAUUCUGAGCGGAGUUAAAUUGAUAGUGUUGCUUUGUCAACAGUAUAUAUGUCAUAUUAUGGUAUUACAAAAAUGUGCGUUUUCAAACAACAGCAAUUGUUUAAAAAAAAUUAAAAUAUAAAAAAUUUAAUAUUAGUAACAAAAAAUAAAUAAAAACGGUUGUCUAACAACCUUAAUAACAACCUUAUUUUUAAUCUUUCAAUCUUUUCUAACCUAAAGCAUCAGGUUCUCCUCAUUAUCUCGAAAAUUUCAAAAAAUGACCUCUUUAUAGUACCAUCCAGAGAAUAUUUUCUUUAAGAAAAGGUACUAUACUUGAUAAUGGAAGUAAGCUUUUUGGUAAAAAAAAAUGUUCACAAAAAAAAAAAAAUAAAGAAAUAAAAAUCAUUGUAAAACUAAUACAUUAUUCGCUCCACACAGAAUCUAAUAAAUUAAGCCGUCAUAAAAUAAAAUAACUAAAUAUAUAUAUGGGACCCCACAAAAUUCUGCACCAAGCACCGAAAUCUAUCAGGCCGGCACUGCUAAUAUCAUUUAGUAAAUCAAUUAAUAUUUAUGAAUACCACAAUAAUCGUAUGAGUUAUCAAAUUACAGAAAUAUACUAUUUACGAAUAAAAUAAAAAUGACCAUAAAAGUGAUACUAGCCAUAAGUGGCCGGUAUUAUAAUAAAAUAAACUUAUUAUUUUGUUAAUUUGUGUGUUAAAAUUUCAAAUGUUUACUAAUAUACAAUUUAGCAAAUUGAAAGUUUCACUAAUGCUAAAACCAGAUAAUAAUCAAUUUCUAAUUCGUUCAACUGUAAAAAAAAUAACUUUUUAUUUUUCGAACUUAUCUGAUUGUUGUACCCAAAUAUAUAUAAUUUUGUCUUUAAAUAAUUAUUUUGCUACUAAAAAGUGAAUUUUUAAAAAUCGUGGAGUUAUCUGGUUGUAGUAUUACCGCUUCAAUUGGUAUAGAUUUUUUUUUCCAUUUGUAUUUAUUCAGUACAUUUAGUUGUAAUUAAUUAUUGUACAUUAUUUUAUAGUCAAAUAAAACUGCCAAUAGAAACAUCAACAAAGCCACCUUUUGUACCGUCAAGCUAUACAAAACGUCAUGCCACUCCUGGCGAUUCCUAUGGUACAUUCGGCCCAGUGUACAAAGGUCUACAAACAUUUUUUUUAUCAUUGUCACACAUAAAAGAAAUGGUUCAGAACACUAACAAUAUAUGUAUUUGUUUUUUUCGUAGCCACGUCCAAUCUUAAAAAACCAACGUCGAAAAAUACAGAGAAAAUACUUGCGAACAUUUUUACUAUCCCGACGAAUACGAGAGGACCCGGAUGGGCAGAUCGGGGUAUGAGUCCUUUCCCGGUAUACAUGUGAGAUAUUAAUCAAUUAAAAUAUUAUGUUAUUAUAGCAUUAUUCUGGUUUCAAAUAAUUCAAAUCAAAAUUUAGAAUAUCCGGUAUUUACCACACAAAAAGUGUACUGUUAUUUUUAUGUCAAAACUGUUGUUUGUUUAUUAUUUGUCUUUAAUAAAAUUCCAUUAUAAUAGAAUGCGAGACAGUAUCCGUUAUAAAUAUGUAAUAAAGACACUUUAUUCAUUCACAAAUCAAAUUAUUUUAUUAUUAAAUGCAAGCAAAUGAUAAAAUUGGUAAAUCAAGUAAAAAUCGCAAUACAAUAUUUACCGUAAGCUCAAUUCAGUAGGUAACAGGGCGUGUACUUCAACAGAAAAACACUUGUUACUUAUAUAAAUGGCAUUGCUAUAUUAUAACGGAAUGAAUGUAAUUAUGAUUUAUAAAACAAUGCGAUUUUGUAAAAUACAACUGUAUUGUUCUUCUGUAGUGUAUUCGUUUUAAAAAAAAAAUGUAGUUUUGGAACGAAAGAUAUUUUGUCUACGUGCUAUACAAAUAAUAUAACGACUAGGACGUACUCUUUUUCGUCACGAAAGAAUACAUUUAGGUUAUAAAAGUUUUCUACCAUAGCUUAAUAGGUAGGAAAUUAAACUAAUAUAUGGCACUCUAAAAAGAUAAUCUAACAAGUUCUCCAGUGGUUAACAGAAAAUUGCGAAAACUUACAAAACGACGGUAGGCAUUUUAUACGAAAUAUAGAUCAAGGACAGUUUAAGUUAUUUUGCGAAUUUGUGAUAAUUAAAAUAAAUUUAAAAUAUCAUAUUAUAUUGUAUUCUAUUAAAAUUUAAAGGAGGCUAAAUAAUAUUAUAUUCUAUUUAUAUUACAACAAUCUCAAACAUUUUGCAGUUAUAAUUAUUUAUUUUGUAAACCUAUUCAAAAUGUUAUUCCAGAAAAAUUAAAUUUUUAUUUUUUAACAUUUUUCAUUUUAUGUGUCUAAAAAGGUUGAACAGGUACAAUAAUUAUUAUUCAUUACGUUCAUAUUCUAGCGAUAUCAAUAUUGAAACUUGCGUGUCACAUUCGAGUGAUCCGAAUUCCAAUAGAUUCGAUUAUGUUUUAAUAAGCUUGGUUACAAGUUACAAUAUUAAUUAGUUCUAUAAUAUUAUAUCGAUUGGAAUAGAUUUAAUUGAUAGUGUCUAUUUAUUUUUGACAAUUUACUGUUUAAUAAGACUAUAAGAAAAAUGUUUGUAAAAAGUUUAUACUGCUCACAGAUAAACCAUUGUUGUUGUGAAUAGUGGAGAAGGUAUGAUAUACAAAAUAAUUUAGUUUAUAUACAGUAUGUAACUAUAAAUCGUUGCAAACGAAAACGAUUCAAAGUGGAAUAGUAUAGGUAUUAGUUAUAUUUUAACACUUAUUACAAAAAAAAAACCAGAAAUCGAAAAAAAUUGACAAAAGGGUCUGCUGUUGAACAUUGCGAUAAAUGUUUCAAAUAAAGUACCACUGAUUCGAAACUUCGCAUCCUUUAAGGUACAACAUUAACGAGUCGGAGCAUUUUUACUAAUCGAAUAAGUGUUUUACUAAAUGAUUCAUUUUUAUGAAUUUAUCAUUGAUCGACAUUAAUAUCAUAAUAUAAAUAAUAACAUUGUUAAAAUUAUUAUUUUAAUAUUUCGUUCAUAUUGUACAGGCCAUCUCUUUACGAAAAACCAACUAAAAUGAAAACCGAUAAAGAUAAUAAGGAAAAAUCUAUACCGUUUAUAAACGUCGCCGGCCCUGGUAAAUUUUUUACAAAAAGUCCAUUUUUCAAUAAAGAUGACGAACCGAUGUACAACUUUACUUAUAAGGACAAAUUUGAGGGAACGCCGUUCUUACCGUCUUCUUCGAAUAAAAACGUAAGACAUAAUACAAAUAUAAUUAUUAACUAUAAUAAUAUGGUGUAUCUUGAAAAAAUUUUAACUCAAACAAUUUUUAAAUUUUAUCAUUUUCGCAAAAAUGCAAUAACUAAUAACAAUAAUAUUUUAUCAUAGUCAGCAUAUCGAUUUCGUCACAUUGUUUUAAACCAAAUAUUUGAAAUGUUUAACUUAACAAUAUGGAAUUCAUAAGUUAGGUAUAUUGCCAAAACAUUAUAAAUUUGGCGGCUUUCGAAUAUAAUAUACAGGAUUCCGCUGCAUACUAAUUGGGUCCCGAUAUCUGAACGGGGAAAAAAUAAUAUAAUAAUUGAGUCCCGCGCAUAAACAAGAUGUAUGCUAAUUUAGUCCGAGGUUGGGAAACCAAAAAUAUACUAAUCAAGUCCGAAAAUUAUUUUGAGUAAAAUAUAAAAUCAACCAUAAUAUACGAAUAUGACGACGACUACGUGAUAUUGUUCAUAUCACCUUAAUUAGGACUUUCGUCAGAUAAUAUGAUCCGAGUUCAUAUGCAGCCAAUAUUGAUUAGAUUGACAUAUUUUUAUGUUAUUAUUAUUAUUACCGGGAAUAAUUUUAGAUUUUAUUUCUACCGUCGUUAGUAUGACUGCUAUCUAAUCGUUAUAUUAAACACUUUAGUUUACGGAGUACACCGAACACUAUGGAUAAAGUUAUGUUAAUUUUACCACUAUAAAUAAUGUUAUUUUGUUGUUUUUUUUAAAAAAGUUUGAUGUGACUCAGGUAGUAUUCAAACAUGAACUCAAUUAGUAUGCACCUAAAAACAACCCGAGAUUCAUAUUCGUCAUAAAAGGUAUUAUUAGGACUCAGUUAGUGUGCAGCUUAGGAUUCAAUGACUAGGUUACCUAGGAUUACCUAGUGAUUACCAUCGCUAUCAGUCGUUCUGUUGCACUUUUCAUCACAAAUUUAUUUUCGUGAUAAAGAAAAUAUUAUUGUUAUUAUUAAAUACAAGUAGCAUUUUUAUUUUUUAAAGUUUAGAGAAAACCAAAUGUACAAUCAAUUAAUCAUAAAAAAAAAAUAAUACAAUGCGAUUACAGCAUGCUGCAUAAUUAUAGGUACUUUUCUCUGAACUUUAAACAAAUAUUAAAAAUUACAAAAUUAAUGAAAAUAAAAAUUGUAUAAAUCGAAAUUUUCAGAAAAAUAAACUCUAUAAAAUGACUAUCUUCAAAUUUUUCAAAAAUAAUAUAAUACAAAAUUAUUUAUUUUUUUAUUUUUUACUAAAACAUAAAAAAUCAAUUGCAAUAUAAAUAUUUGUAGUCGUUAUCCCAUGUAAAAAAAAAACCAGAGUUUGAAUAUUUUUAUUAUCUACAGAGAUAUUACAAUGGGUAUAUCUUUAUGGGACACUCUAUAUACGCAGAUUUACGAAUUCCUCUCCACUAAUCUUAUGCAGUUUCUUUAUAGGUAUACAAAUAUUUAUUAGAAGGAGUGGGGGCAUUUAAAACGAUUCUUAGUACAGGCUGCUGAUUUUGCUAGGCAUGGCACUGCAUGUAAUAUUUAAGAUUUUGAGAGUCUCGAAACAAGUUCAAACAAGUGACGUUCAAGAUUUUGUCAUUCAAUGAAAUAACCGUUCCAACUAAUGACUAUCAAUUAUUUUAAAUUAUUCAUUAUUUACAUUUUACCGUUCAAUAAUCUGCUUGUUCAAAAUAUUAGCGAUUUUUUUUUUCAUAAUUUCGGUUCUCAAGUUACCAAUAGUUCAAAAUAUCAACAUUCAAAGUUUGAUGUUUAGAAUUUUGAUGUGUUCCCAGUAAGACACUAGGAAACCUAUAAAUGUAGACGUGGUUCAUUUUACUAAAGGUUUUUUUAGCCGGAAAUUUUUUACAUUGAUUAAAAAUCGAGUGACCCUCUGUUUCAUUUCUGUAUGCAAUACCAUUUAAUUAAUGAUAUAUUGAAAUAUUUAACUUAGUAACACUGUCAACGUGAUAAAGUAUCUAUUUGUGCGAAAUGUAUUAAGAAUACAACCUAACAUUUUAGUUUAAAAGUAUGUUAGUGCUUUUAUUGGGUUAAUUUUGUAUAGAUUUUUCAAUAAAAAAAUGUAGGGUCUACGAAAAUUUAUCAAAACAAAUUUACUGGUAAAAUCACAUAAGAUACCUUAUUGAAAAUUAACAAUAUAACAUUUAUGGAAAUUAUUAAGUUUAUUUAUUAAUAUUUAUUAUAUAAGUACUUUUAGUAUUUUCAUCCAGUUUAUUUAUUUUAUAACAAGAGAUUAUUUUUAUCUUUCAGCGUGGUAACUGUUUUAGCAGUUGGCCUAGUCAUAUGGUGGACCCAUAUAAAAUCAAAAUUAAACAAGAUGAUGUUGACAAUAAUGCCCUUAAAAAUAAUAUAUUCUAUCCGCAGACCAGAAAUAAAACGUUCUACACAGUGUCCACUAUACAUAAAAAAUUAAGAAGUGCUCAUAACAAUACCAACUGGCGGACAUUAACACCAUUAACAUUUAAAUAA